CUUAUGUGAACUAGAUCUAGAUCUGGCACACUGGAGAGCUCAGUCCUUGAGUCAUUAAGAAGCAGAACGGGAAAGAAAAACAGCUGGAAAUGUCACUGAGGGCUCAGACAGGGCUGCAAGUGCGGUCCUUGUCCAGUCCCAGACCAGGAGGUCUAGAAGAAUCGGACAACUGAAAGGAAAUACCAGGGUGAGGCAACUAAAAAGAGAAGAGGCAGCCCAGCAGAUCUUAUUCAUGAAAAAUUCCCCAAACCCUUCUUUCUAGUCAGUGGGAGUUUCACACCAAGAAAGGUCACAAGAUGAGCUGUAAAAGCUGCCUGGUCCAGAUCCAGGCACUGUGAAUAAAGGCAAUUUCUGCGGUCAGCAUGAUGAGAAAACUACUGGACUGAGAAACAGAAGGAGCAAGACUCAAGCAUGGAGAGGAAGAGGUCUACUUCUGGACCAGGGGACUGCUAUGAAGAGAGGAACUCACCCACAGCUGGAUGCUUCAGGAAAUGUGUAUCUUCUGUGACAGCUGUCUAUGAUCUCUGCACAUCUGCUUCCACACCAGAGCUGGAAGGACCGAUCCCAGUGCAAAAAACCAGCUUUUUUUGAGUUCAGCUCCUUCCAGGGCUUUGGCUCUGGUUACUCUGGGAAGCAGAAAUUCUGCUAGAAGCUCAGCACUGAGAUGCUCAGGGCAAGUCAGCUGGAUUGUUGACAUCUGCUCAGAUAAGGUUCCAGCUCUGUGACAGCCUGGCCUUUCAGUCAUGCUCUCUACUGUUUGUACUCAGGAAAAGCCAACUCAUUCCUUUUCUUCUGAAGCCAUGGCUGAAUGCAGCGCUGACAUCACUGACAUCUCUCCACUAACAAGAACUCUUGCCUCUUGAGGAAGACCCCUUUCCUUCUUCCUGCUGUUUUUUGAAAUGUUCUUGUCAUUGAUGCCAUCCCAUUCCUUAUUUCUGCUGAGAGGAUACUAGUGAAAUUAUUGCUAAGUAGCUGUGGUUGAAAACUCAUGAGGUUUUCCAGGCUUAUCUCUGGAAGAUUUGCUGGUUGCGUAUGAGACGCUUGUUAUGGAAGAAAUGAGCAUGGGUGGUUGUUUGCACUGCAGAGAGGGUGAGGAAGCUUCCCUGUGACAAACCCACGACUCACCAUGGAGUGCCAGAAGGCUUACAGGUCUCCUAUGGGGUGAUGCUGUUGCCCUUUGAGUUAAGGGAAUAUUUUUCUGAUUUUGUCCAAUUUUUUCCACAAGGUAAGGAAAUAAGUUGUAUUUACUGUGAGAGAGACACCGGCAGCAGGAUUCUGUGCUUACUCCUCCUGAUGGAAAUCAAAAGUAACGUAACUGGAGUCAGUGGAGUAUGAAAUAGUACAAACCCAAAGAGUACCUGCUCCUCAUGCCUGUUGCUCCUACAGUUGAUAAGGAUAGUGAGGUGCUGGUCUCAAAUGUGCUCAGAGGCUCUUUUCCUUAACUAGAAUUGGCAUUAAAAGAAAACAGUGGAUGUUUUCUCCUCCAGUGCAACCUGUUUCCCAAAGAGCUCUGCUAUUAGCAUUUGCCUGUUACAUUCAUAAUUGUUAUUACUUUGGCUUUUCCUUGCUUGUUUUUUUUCCUCCCCUGACAGAACAAACUUUUAGUCAAAGCCCAGGUCUAUAGGAUUUAUCUUCUGCACCAAUGAUACCAUAUUCCCCAAUGCCUGGAAAGCAGCACAUCGUGUUUUAACUUAAAAUUUGCAGUACUGUGUAAUUGCUGCUUCACAUUAUCUGACCUCACAAACCCCUUGAUUUUAACUACAGCUGCCUGACAACAGCAGCUACACUGUACAGCAUAGCAAAAACACUGAAUUACCUGAGCCAGCCUUGCCAUUCUAAUGGUGUUGGGAACCAACGGAUUCAUGUUUGAGCAUUUUGCAAGGGAAAUAUACAUUGACAAUUUUUAAUGGACUGUCACUCACUAAAUGUACCAUCUCUUGUUUUCCUGCUAAUUUCUUUUCACAUAUGCUCACGAGCAUUAGCUUCUGAAUUCUUUUCCUCAGCUUCCAUUUGCAGCUAUUGCCGUGUCUUUCCUAAGAGGUGGCACCCAAAACUGAACACAGUCCUCCAAAUUCAAAUGCUCCAUUGUUCAGUAUUCUGUCAUUAUAUUAUCUUCUGCAUUAUUUUUAUAUCCUCUUAUUAAUGCACCCACACACCCCAUUUGCAUUUUUUAACCUUUUUAAAAACUUUUUCAUUACAACAAUCAGAUAUAAGGGCAAUGAAGUAAGUGUGGAACAAUAGAAGGGAAGAUCUUGAUCCUCCUCAGACCUGAACCUGUUUUAAACUUCAGUGGUGACACUGAUUUUGAUUUACACUGAAAGGAAAGAGGGAGGAUCAGGCUGUGCCUGUCUACAGUGAGACAUCCAUUUUUGAUCGUUAAUAAGGAACAGUUUUGUAAAACAGUUGCAGAACACAACAUGUUGUUUGGGAAAAGCACUUUUUCUUUUAUCAGAAAGGUCUGUGCUGUGGGCUGGAGGCUGAAGGGCACUGCUGGAGCCUGGAUGCUGGCAGUGGUGUUGAUGACUGCAGGGAAGCAGUGCAGGGUGCCCGUGAUGAUUGUGGGGCUGUCCUGCACAGGCACUGGGAUUCACUCAGUUUAACCUCACAGCAGGACUAAGCAGCACAUCCUUCAUUCUAGGAGUAGUUUUAGCUACUCUAGACCGUUAGCUUCUGCACAGCCACAUCUGAUACUGAUACUGCUCCUGGGGAGUGGGUCAAAGGCAGGGCAUCCCAGCCAGCUGCAGGGGAAUGUGUGGAAUCUACUUAGAGAGGAAGAGACGAUAAGGGGAGGUGGGAGGUGGCCAGAGGCAGAGCCACUUUGCCAUGUGCAUUCUGCCAUCAUAGCCCAUGGAACCAUUGCCACCACACCAAGCCACACUUGGGACUCCCACUGAGAAGAGAUGGACAACAAGUUUUAAGCUGCAGCUGGAAAAAGUGAUUUCUAUUAAACAAGUGAGUAUUUAUGAGUUGUCUGGCUGCAGAAGCCAAGGGUGUGACUCAGAAAAAUCACCUGAAUAACACUGCUGCUAGCCAGGGAGAAGAAAAAAGGUGAAGAAAUCCAUAAAGCAAUCAUUCAUGUCUGGCUUUCUGGCAGACUGCACCUUAGCAGCCUCUUCAGUGUCUCUCUUCCUCCAUUAAUUGCUUCUGCUUUACUUGACUCUGGAUUUUCUCCAGGAGCCACUGUUGAAAGUAUCUGGUGGAUAUCAAUGACAUUGUCUCUGGAGGGACUUCUCCUCACACUGCCUGUUGUUUGAUUCCAUGUAAAGCAGUGAGAUACAAAUGUUCUCAGUCUUCUCUUGUAUGCCCCAAUUAAGGCAGUACUUUACUUGCCAAGUUAGGCAAGAUUCAUAAACACGGGGUGUGGUUUUAUGAUGCAGCUAAUUAGAUCCAAUGGCUAAGUGCCAGUCUGGGUGGUGAGUGUGCUCCUCCUGUCAGCAGCUUUAUGCUCCUGUUCCAACUGCAGAUUCUGCUGCUUGAUGGACUCUUUCUGACGCAGUCCAGGACAAUGACCUAGCAGAAACUGUUCACUUUUUUUUUUUUCUAGAUUAGUUUUCUGCCAGUCUGACAUCCUCUGAUGGCUUGCCCAGGUAAGAUGGGCAUUCCUGCUGGAACAGGAAAGGAUACAGGGUUGCUCAAGAGAAACAGAGUAAUACAGAAGCAUUACCUUAAUUUUGUUGGUCACUUGAUUGGUUGUAAAUCCACACCUUUGCAAUUCCCUAUAUGGCUUGCACAGGUCAAUCACAACUGCCAUCAAAUGAGGAGACUUUUCUUCCUCUUUUUUCACGACUAGCAAGAUCUGUUCACAGGAUUGUUAUUCUCAUUCUUUCAGUUCACUGCAAAGACAAGGAGUGUUAAUGGCAGCAAUGGAAACUCAGUAGAGAGGAGGGGAAAAAAAGGGAUGCAGAAAGAAAUGGGAUACUGCUGUCAUCUCUGAUGAUGGGCACUUGCAACAGCUCCAGAUGCUGCCUCUCAGCCAGCCAGGGCACAGCUGGGAGAAGGGGUACUGCUGUCCCCUUCUUCCUCAGGUGUGACCUUAGGCUCGUACUCUCCUCCCUGUUCCCCUGCUUGGCUCCCUGUAGUAGCUCCUUCCUUGCAGCUGCUGGGAUAAUUUGGCCUUGGAAAACUCCCACAGAGGCUCUGGGAGCUGCGCGUGAAUUCAUCAGCAUGUCAUUCCCGCAUCCCUACAUCCUGUGUUAACCCAUUUCUUAUCCAGAAAGAACAUGUUGAUGGAUUGGAGGUGUGUGGAGCCAGAAUGUCAGAUUAUCACAGCAUCAUUACCUGUUGGCUGUAACAAUUUUGUGGGUUCUUUUGGCAAACUUUCCUACAGCUCAGUACUCUGAGAGAAAGCACUGGGAGUCCACAUGCUGCAACCUAGAGGAACUUUGCCCUCCUCAGCACCAGGGGAGUAGAGGACCAAGAAAUAAGACAGCAUGCUGAACUGUAUAGAGCCAACAGUUGUGCCACAGUGUGCCAACCCAUGCAGCACAAUGGCUGCAUUCCCUGUCUUGGAGCAAGAAACGUUAUUCUGGAACAGUUCCUGGAGCUAUCGAAUUCCAGCCCUGCUCUACCUGCCGCGGUUCAGCAUGAUCCUGGCCUUUGCUGAGGAACGAGAGGACCUGGUGGAUGAACAUGCCAAGCUGAUAGCCAUGCGCAGAGGCAUGUAUGACCCAGCCACGCAGCACGUUCAGUGGAAUAGGAUGGAGACCCUUGUCAGUGCACAGCUGGAAGGCCACCGAUCUAUGAACCCCUGCCCGGUAUACGAUGAGGUCUCGGGGAAACUCAUCUUGUUCUUCAUAGCUGUCCCAGGAAAGAUCUCUGAGCAGCAUCAGCUGAGGACAAAGAUCAACCUGGUGCGUCUCUGCUAUGUCACUAGCAUGGACCAAGGACGCACCUGGAGCACUGCCCAGGAUGUCACCGACAGAACCAUCAGGAAUGAGUACAAAAACUGGGCCACGUUUGCGGUGGGGCCGGGUCAUGGAUUACAAUUGCGCAAUGAGGCCCGGAGCCUCGUGAUUCCUGCUUAUGCCUAUCGUAUCUUGGACCCCAAGCAACACCCCACCCCUCAUGCCUUCUGCUUCAUCAGCUCUGACCACGGGACAACGUGGGAGAUGGGGAACUUUGUGGGGGAGGAGAGCGCGGUGGAGUGCCAGGUAGCAGAGCUGCACACCUGUGGCAGAAAGGUCCUUUACUGCAAUGCAAGGAGCAGCAGAGGAGCCAGGAUCCAGGCUGUCAGCUACAACCACGGGCUGGACUUCGAGGGAGGCCAGCGGGUUGAAAUGCUAAUAGAACCUCCCUCUGGGUGCCAUGGAAGUGUUACUGCCUUUCCACCUCCCCCGGAUGCCAAAUGUCAAGAUAGUUGGUUACUCUAUGCUCAUCCUACAGACCCAAGGGGUCGAAAAGAUUUAGGAAUUUACCUCAACAAAAGCCCUUUAAAUCCAGCACACUGGACAAAACCCAGCAUACUCUUCAAGGGCCUGUGUGCUUAUUCAGAUCUGCAGUACAUGGGUGUUGGGCUCGAUGGCUCACCUUUGUUCUCCUGCCUCUUUGAAUAUGGGACCCAUAGACAAUGUGAAGAGAUAAUUUUUGUCAUCUUCACCUUGAAGCAAGCCUUUCCCUCAGAACACUGAGUCUCAAGCCCUUCCAUCAGUAUCAGUCUGAAAAACAUCUUUGCUGAUGCUUUUCACUGUCAUUUCUCGUCCUUCAGCAAAAGAGUUUUUGUACUCCUGCUGCACACACAGUUUGGUGUUGGCUUGUUGUGUCUGUAGAUUGUGAAGUCUAUUAAACAUACCACAACUUA
Corvus hawaiiensis (hawaiian crow) is the source of this 5797-nucleotide messenger RNA. It is a transcript of the gene NEU2, whose product is annotated as neuraminidase 2. Gene Ontology annotation, molecular function: exo-alpha-sialidase activity. Gene Ontology annotation, biological process: ganglioside catabolic process; oligosaccharide catabolic process. The transcript has 10 exons. The record is from RefSeq and is a predicted model, not a curated record. Gene Ontology annotation, cellular component: lysosome; membrane; cytoplasm. Bases 4431 to 5627 code for a protein of 398 amino acids. NCBI's taxonomy places the organism in Eukaryota, Metazoa, Chordata, Aves, Passeriformes, Corvidae.